AUGGCUGGCAAGUUUAAUAUUGAGACAGAAAAUAUAAAGUCAUUUUAUGGAUUGCCUGACGAACUAAUUCAACAGAUUUUAUUCUAUUGCACGCCAAAUGACAUACUUUACGUUCAGCGUGUAUGUAAGAAGCUUUACCAACUUGGAGGCGAGCCACUACUUUGGCGACAUCAUUGUUUGGUAGAUUUUGACCACUGGGAUGCAAAGCACAAAAUAUGCGAAAAAUUUACGGAGCCCUCGGAGGGGGUAAAUUGGAAGAUGUUAUACAAAUAUCGCAAUCAUGUUGACGUGAAGACAGCCAAAGUGUUCGAGAGUAUUCUUCACUCGCAAGUAAACCGGGUCUCUAAAUAUCAAACAAUCGCUGACUUUGGCUAUGAUGCCAAAGACACUUUGCUUCGUCACUGUAUUGAAAGCAAAAUUUCCGACGAUUCUUUAUCCAGAAGGUAUUAUGCCAAAUCUGUCCUCGAUUUUAUUCACCGAUGUAAAGCACUAGAAGUAUGGCAAGGUAUACUGGACGGUGAAAAUAUACCACUCGAGGUAGCCGUAGGUUCAUUUGACAUGUUUACUUUGCACGAUGAACCGGGUGAUCUUUAUGCGAUAUCAGAAGUUUUUGAAAAGCUAGCUGAAAAUUUUCGACUUCAGUGCCCUGGAGUCGAAAGCUUACCUACAAGGACGAAAGUAAUAGCUUUAAACUCAUUUUUUAAAAAACUAAACCUAAAUGAACGAAUAUCUUCCUCGCCUUACUUGGAUCUAAAAAACCACUACAUUGGAACAGGUUUAAAUAAACCCGGACAUCCAUUAUCAUCCUUAACCUGCGUUAUUAUAUAUUGUGCGUUAGGAAAGAAAAUUGGACUUGACGCACGCGUGUGUAAUAUGCCAGGAAGUUCUUAUGCAACAAUAUUUCCGAAUCCUGGCGAGUCAUUAGGAUCUCCUUGCUUAGAUGAAAAAGAGCUAGAAAAUGAAAUCGUAUAUUUAGACCCAAAUCGAUUCAUGGAGCAAAUCUCGAUAACUACACUACGUCAAACUCUUUCUGGAUUGGGACUUCCGCCUAAAAAAGAUUCAGAAUAUCUAACACAGUUAGGCGUCUCUUCUAUUAUUCAACAUAUAUCAAGAUGUAUUCUAGCCAGUGUUAGUCUUCACAAGACUCGGGACGGAAAGAACCUUAUCCGAAGGUUCCUGCCCACAACCCAAGCCGAGUUUUAUUCCGACAUGGAAAAUGCAUAUUACUCGGCGCUUUGGGCAAAUAUUAUGUUCAUAAAUCAUUUGAAAAAUCAAGCUGAUAAACUCAAGCAAAGGCGUCUUAUACGUAUACUUCUAGACGAAUACAUUAGCAAGUACCCAAUGGACGGAUCUCUUAUUGAGAAGCAUAUCCUUCCGCUUCACGAUAAUUUCCAGGAUCCAGAAUUUUCCAGAAUUACGACCACAUUGAAUUUUGUCCGAGCCUCCGAUAAAACACCAAAGCGUACAAAAUUAUAUCGAUCAAACUUCAAAACUGUGAAGUAUAAAGUUGGACAAGUGUUCAGUCAUAAACGUUAUAGAUAUAUUGCAGUUAUUACUGGAUGGGGCUCAGAGGUCAGGGAAAGUAAUGGAAUAGAUCCUAUCUCCCAAUCCUACCCUUUAUCUCAAGACUGUAAUCGACACUUCUACCAUGCACUCGCUGAAGAUACUAGUAUUCGCUACGUCUCAGAAGAAAAUAUUGAAAUUAUUAAGCCCGAGCAGCCAUUAUCACUUAUGAGUCAAGCUGGAAAGUAUUUCAAGCGAUGGGAUGCAAAGACUCAUACUUUUAUAUCAGGAAUUAAAGAUGAGUACCCAGAGGAUUAA
Messenger RNA from Blumeria graminis f. sp. triticale, 1821 nucleotides. The record is from the annotation of a GenBank genome assembly. NCBI's taxonomy places the organism in Eukaryota, Fungi, Ascomycota, Leotiomycetes, Helotiales, Erysiphaceae.